Salvia miltiorrhiza (redroot sage) is the source of this 1487-nucleotide messenger RNA. RefSeq names its product salicylate carboxymethyltransferase-like. The coding region runs from base 135 to 1217 and encodes 360 amino acids. The transcript is spliced from 3 exons. NCBI's taxonomy places the organism in Eukaryota, Viridiplantae, Streptophyta, Magnoliopsida, Lamiales, Lamiaceae. Gene Ontology annotation, molecular function: S-adenosylmethionine-dependent methyltransferase activity. The record is from RefSeq and is a predicted model, not a curated record. Gene Ontology annotation, biological process: methylation.
UGGGUGGGGAUCUUGGCUAGCUCGACUAGAACUACCGGAUCACCAACUUCUAUAAAUAGGCUGUUUAGCCCCUCGUCUUUCCUCACACACAAACAAUAAACAUACACAAACGAAUAGAGAGAGAGAGAGAGAGAAUGGAAGUUCAAGUGCUUCACAUGAACGGAGGUCUCGGAGAAACCAGUUAUGCCAGCAACUCUCUAGUUCAGAGAAAGGUGAUUUCGAUGACGAAGCCGAUCACAGAAGCAGCCAUAACACAAGUUUACCGCAGCUUGGACCCAACUGCAUAUCGCUUCUGCAUAGCGGAGCUGGGCUGUUCCUCCGGGCCAAACACUUUAUUCGUGGCGGCGGAGCUGGUCAAAAUCGUUGAUCAAUUAAGCCAGAUCCACGGGCGUCAGUUGCCGGAAUUUCAGAUAUUCUUGAACGACCUCCCAGGAAACGAUUUCAACUCCAUUUUCCAGUCAUUGCUGCCCCAGUUCCGCGCCCAACUCAACCACGAAAUUGGGUCGAAAUCCGCCCCUUGCUUCGUCUACGGAGUUCCUGGCUCCUUUUACGGCAGGCUCUUUGCCGCCAACAGCCUGCAUUUCCUUCACUCUUCUUACAGCCUCAUGUGGCUCUCCAAGGUCCCUUCGGGGCUGGAGAUAUGGAACAAAGAGGAUAUCUACAUCGGAAGCAGAAGCCCGGUGACGGUGAUCGAUGCGUACUACGGCCAAUUUCGACUCGAUUUUUGGAGAUUUUUGAGAUGCCGGUCGGAGGAAGUUGUGGGAGGCGGAGGAAUGGUGCUGACUAUAUUAGGGCGGAAGAGCGAGAACGCAGCGAGCAAGGAGGGCUGCUACAUCUGGGAGCUCUUAGCUCUGUCGCUCAAGGAAAUGGUGUCGGAGGGAGUGAUAGAGGAAGAGAAGCUCCACCUAUUCAACAUCCCUCAAUACACGCCGUCGCCGGCGGAAGUGCAGAGGGCUGUGGAGGAGGAAGGCUCCUUCACCAUCAGCCGCCUCGAGGCCUCGGAGAUCAGAUGGGCGGACUGCGGCGGCGGCGGCGAGCAUGGGUACAACGUAGCCAAGUGCAUGAGAUCGGUGGCGGAGCCGAUGCUGGUGGAACACUUCGGCGACUCGAUUAUUGAGCGGCUGUUCGAGAAGUACCAGAAGAUUCUUAGCGAUCGCAUGUCCAAGGAAGAGACCAAGUUUGUCAACGUCACUGUUUCAGUGAUCCGGAGAGGAUGAUGGCAAUCAUUCAUGGCCAACGUCUUCCAUUCUGUAAUCUCGUGAGUCUGUUGUUGGUAUUGUGUAUGUGUACACAUGGGAUCCUCUAUCCCACUUUUAAAAUGAAGGCAACCCUUCGUGGGGAGGUGCCACUUUGCUCAUUUUUAAUCGAGUCAAUUGCACGUAGAAAGUAGUUACAUGUGUUGUUGGAAUUAAAAGGAUUAAAUUAGAGUUUUGCGUCUUGUUGUUAAAGCUUUUUAAUAAUGUCUCAAAUUUUUUUCAUUUAUAGUA